CAAAAAAACUGAAACGUGCGCUUCAUGACUGGAUUCGCAUCUUACUUCCAGUCUCCAGAUAGAAACAGCUCCUCCUCUUCUCCCCCCAAAUUUUCUCUCUCUAGAUUCCAUCUCCCACACUCAUAACUCCCACUUUUGCUCUUGAUUUCUUCCUAAAUUUGCUGCCAUUGAAGUGUCAUGUACGUGUUUUGCUUCUGAAUUAACCCCACUUUUGCAGAAAUUGAUCAGACGCACCGUUUAUUCAAAAAAUCUAGAGAACUAAAGCUUAUUUUGGAUCAUCAAAAUGGGUUCGUCCUCAGGUCAGUACGAUCUGUCGUUUAAGAUCUUACUGAUCGGAGAUUCCGGUGUCGGCAAAAGUAGUCUGCUCGUCAGUUUCAUUUCUGGCUCCGUCGACGAUCUAGCUCCUACAAUCGGUGUUGACUUCAAAAUCAAGCAGCUUACAGUUGAUGGGAAAAGAUUAAAACUUACAAUUUGGGACACAGCUGGGCAGGAGAGAUUCAGGACAUUGACAAGCUCUUACUACAGAGGUGCCCAAGGGAUUAUUCUUGUGUACGAUGUUACAAAAAGAGAAACCUUCACCAAUUUGUCUGAAAUAUGGGCUAAUGAAGUGAAUCUUCACUCCACUAAUCAAGAUUGUGUCAAAAUGCUAGUUGGAAACAAAGUCGACAAAGACUCUGAAAGAUUUGUAACCAGGGAAGAAGGUGAAGUUCUUGCAAAAGAACUUGGUUGUUUGUUUUUCGAAUGUAGUGCUACAACUCAGAAAAAUGUACAUCAAUGUUUUGAAGAGCUUGCCUUAAAGAUAAUGGAGAUUCCAGGACUUUUGGAAGAAGGGUCUACAGUGGUGAAGAGAAACAUUAUUAAGCAAAAACCAGAGCACAACAACUCUAAUGGUGGAUGUUGCUCAUAAAAGAAAAAAACAUAAAUGUAAAAAUCUACCAUUUUUAUUCGGGUAAUAAG
Messenger RNA from Lactuca virosa, 957 nucleotides. Lineage: Eukaryota; Viridiplantae; Streptophyta; Magnoliopsida; Asterales; Asteraceae. The record is from the annotation of a GenBank genome assembly.